Neoarthrinium moseri is the source of this 1161-nucleotide messenger RNA. RefSeq lists its product as uncharacterized. The transcript is spliced from 7 exons. Lineage: Eukaryota; Fungi; Ascomycota; Sordariomycetes; Amphisphaeriales; Apiosporaceae. The coding region runs from base 1 to 1161 and encodes 386 amino acids. The record is from RefSeq and is a predicted model, not a curated record.
AUGGCGCACGUCAAGUUCUUUCCUAUGCCAGGCCUAGUGCAGGCACAUUUGGUCGCCAACUGUGUGGUGAUGCUUAUUGCCAUAAUUGUUGUCGGAUUUCGAGUUCUGGGACGCUUCCUCGGAAUCGGUGUAGGGCUGGAUGACUAUAUCAUCAUGUUUGGAACUGCUGUAGGGAUAACUCUCUUGGCGUUGAACGGGCUUUGGUGUACAAUUGGCAUGGGCUACAACCUCAAACCGACCGUCCCAGAAUAUCCAGACCUACUAGCCAACAUGGGUACAGUCCUUCAGGUCCUAUUUGGAUUUCAGAUACUAUACCUCUGGGCGCUGGCGCUGGUGAAGCUGUCUGUCCUCUUUUUCUACCUGAGAGUCUUUGUUGAGCCACGAACCAAGCUAGCUGUUAAGAUUACCAUAGGAAUUGUUCUGCUAUGGGCUGUAGGUCACACUCUGGGCAUGGUAUUUGCGUGCAGUCCUAUUCCAUUUCAGUGGGAUCCAACUAUUGUAGGGGGGUCUUGCGGAAACCUCAUCACUCUCUACGCCGUUCUGAUCACCACCAAUAUCAUUACGGACCUCAUGGUCAUGGCUCUACCAAUGCACACUGUAUGGCACCUAAAGAUGCGGAUGGCAGAAAAGGUCGGCCUGACGGCUUGCUUGACCCUCGGUCUCGCUGUGGUUGCCACGACUUGCGCCCGACUUGUGAACGUAUUCAAUAACGAUAUGCGAGGCAAUCUGAUCGGCACAAUGCCCACCACGAUCUUCCUUUGCGUGUUUGAAGUCAACCUAGGGCUCAUCUGCGUCAGCAUCCCGGGGCUACGCCCAUUUUACAAGCGAUACAAGAACCACAAGUCCUCGUCCAAGAUCUCAGGCUACACGGCAGAUGUCGAGAGCUCCUUCAAGGACUCCAAGGGGAGCAAGAAUCGUUCGGAUCCUGGGAAGGUCGGCACCUCCGCCUACGCUGUGAGCAAAGGUCCUUCUUGGGAGUUAGAGACUUUGGAUGGUCGAAGAAUGAUGGACCAGGCCGGCAUGACCUUCUACAAAGAUAACAGUGCUGGGGAAGGUGAUAACAGCAAUGACAGUGGCUCUGAGAAGAGAUUGACGAAGGGGGGCUCACUACAGUCUUCUGCAAUUGCGAUAGAAACAAGGUGGGCUAUUACUCGGGAUUAA